ACCACGGCAACAGAAACAAACAUGGCGUCGCGAAGUUAAGGCGUACUGCGCUGAGUUAGAAACUGAAUCUCCUGCGAGGUAUUUGUUAUUUUUGUUGAAGAAUGUAAGCGCGUGUUUGUGAACAUACUGUAAGAUUUAAAUGAACACAUGAAACGAGUGCUGAUUGUCGGUUUGUACGUUUUUGAACGUGUCGGUGACUAAAGCUUUGACGGACGCGUGUAAACGUCAGAAAAACCCACUUCCGGAUCUUCAUCGUCUGCACGUGUGUGAAAACUGUGCUUUAAAGCGCCACCUGUGUCCUCAGAGAUGACGGAGGAGGAAAUGAUGAAGCUGGCCGUGCGUCUGAGCGAACAGGAAGCCAGUGACACGGCGCUUCGACUUCAGCAGGAAGAGGAGGCUGUGAUGAAGGCCAUCCAAGAGAGCAUGGUUGACCAGACUUCAUCUCAGAGUCGAAGCCUCCUCACUGAUGGUGACACGACUGUCGGUCUCUGCUCUCAAAGGAAAUGCUUGCGCUGGAGCAGGAUGAGGACACCGACGACAGACCUGAACCAAGAGUUAAUAUCAACUGCAAAGAAUCGGAGGAAGAAGAAAGAAGGAGGUGUGAGUGUGGAGGGAGCUGAGCUCGCCCAUGACUCGAAUGGAGUCACAGUUGACUCCCUGAAGGUCGCCGAUGACUCGCCGCAGCUUGCCGAUGACUCGCCGCAGCUCGCCGAUGACUCGAUAGGAGUCGCGGUUGUCUCACCGAAGGUCGCGGUUGACUCACUGCAGGUCACCAAUGACUCGCCGCAGCUCGCCGAUGACUCGGCGCAGCUCACCGAUGACUCGAUAGGAAUCGCGGUUGACUCACUGAAGGUCGCCGAUGACUUACCGCAGCUCGCUGAUGACUCACCGCAGCUCGCCGAUGACUUGUCCCAGUUUGCUGAUGACUCGCCGCAGUUUGCCGAUGACUCGCCGCGGCUCGCCGAUGACUCGAUAGGAGUCGCGGUUGUCUCACCGAAGGUCGCGGUUGACUCACCGCAGGUCACCAAUGACUCGCCGCAGCUCGCCGAUGACUCGCCGCAGCUCACCGAUGACUCGAUAGGAAUCGCGGUUGACUCACUGAAGGUCGCCGAUGACUUACCGCAGCUCGCUGAUGACUCACCGCAGCUCGCCGAUGACUUGUCGCAGUUUGCUGAUGACUCGCCGCAGUUUGCCGAUGACUCGCCGCGGCUCGCCGAUGACUCGAUAGGAGUCGCGGUUGACUCACCGCAGCUCGCCGAUGACUCGCCGCAGGUCUCUCCUCUCCGUAUAUCCCCCACCUUCCCAGCGAGUGGCUGCAGGGCGGCAGUUUGCGUUCCUCGACUGAGUCAGAACCUUCUGGAAUCCUGCAGGACGUCUGGGUUUGUGUUGUGUUCUCAGAAAAGCUGCUCAUCCUCACAAAUCACUGUCCAACCCAAGAGCCCCAAGUUUCCCAGAAGCCCAGGUGAAGCAGCAUUGUGUCCUAACAGCCCCGCCUUCUCAGAGACGGAGCCUGGAAACGAUGGCGUGACACAGCUGAGUCCAGAGUAUUUGAAAAGUCCAACAUUUAGUGGGAACAUGCAGUGUGAGACGUCCUCUCAGCAGUCACUGAGACAGUCACCUGACAGAACCACUUCCUGUUCCCUUAGUCCUAACAGCCCCGUAUUCCCAGGAAGCCCCGCCCCUCUCCCAAAGAGAAGGAAGACCUCAAAGAUGGACCAAGAAGAGACACACAGACAAAUUUCAUCACACGCAAAGGACGAGACGACGAGUCACUGUCUGACCCAGCACAGCAGCACUGAUCCUGAUGGAGGCAUCUGCUCAAACACGUCAGGCCAUGCACAGGAAGUGAUGGAGUCACUGAGAGACAAGAAAGCAGGUGAAAUGGAGCUGACCAGUGACAUGACGCUGGUGUGGUCAGAUCAGGACGAUGAUGUCAUCACGCCAACAGGUUAUGAAAGUCCAGUUUUCCCAGAGGAGUGGUCAGUCGGUCAGACACGUGUCAACGCUGCUGCCCUGAACCACAGGUGUCCUACAGGGUGUCCUACAGGGUGUCCUACAGGGUGUCCUACAGGGUGUCCUACGGGGGGUCCAGUGAAGAAGGGCUCAGACGGCAGCAUCGUCUGUCAACAGCAGCUUUCCACCACAGAGCGAGAGCUGCAGCCAAUCAGCAGUGAGAGGGCGGGGCCAGUCGGGCCAACAGUUCACUACUACUGGGGGAUUCCGUUCUGUCCUCGAGGUCUGGACCCAGACUCCUACACACAGGUCAUCCUCACUCAGAUGGACGUUUACACACAGACUCUGAAACACAGUCAGAGGACACUGCUGAGGAAAGCACCGUGGGGCCCGCCGAUCCUGCCCCCGCCCCAGAAAUCUCCAUCACCAGAGUCACCUGCUGAAACUGCACCUGAACACAACAACGUGAACACAAGACGACGUCUCAGACGGAGACACAAACAGCAGAGCGAUGCAGUGGAUACAGAGGAGGAGGAGACAGAAGGUGACGGUGACGUUUGUGCAGAAACUCAAAUGAACAACGCUGACAGCGACAGCACACAAGAUCUGACCGCGCUCACUGACGCCGCACCUCAGAGGGAGCCGCUCCAGUAUGGCCGGGAGUUUCUCCUACGCUUCCGCAGCUCCGGAGAAGGAGUUGUGGACUCAUCGGCAGUCCCCCCCGCGGAGAUCAUCCGGCGGGAUCAUACGGGAGGCCAGGGGUGGUCAUCCAAGCCGACAGGCGUGAGGAAAAGGGGCAGACGUGGUGGAGUUCGCCAGCGCCUUAAAAGGCUGGGACACCGCCGUAUCCCCCUGCCGACCAUCAUUCUUGCCAACGUCCAGUCUCUCCGCAACAAGGUGGAUGAGCUCCAAGCUAACGUCAAGUUUCUGGAGGAGUAUAAAAAUGCUUGCCUCCUCGCGAUCACAGAAACCUGGCUCAAGGAUCACGACUUACAGUCCGACCUGAGGAUCAACGGUUUUGGAGAGCCUGUUCGCCUGGACAGGGACCCCACAGUGACCGGCAAGUCCCUGGGAGGGGGACUGGCUCUCUAUGUCAAUCGGAGCUGGUGUGGAAAUGUGAUAGUCAGGGAGAGUCUUUGUGCUCCGGACAUCGAACUUCUCUCUGUUUCGCUUAGGCCCUUUUAUCUACCAAGGGAAUUCACUCAGCUAUUUGUCACACUGGUAUAUAUUCACCCUAAAGCUAAUGUGGACAAUGCUGUUCGGGCUAUCACUCGCACAGUGCUACAGCUACAAGCUUUAUCGCCAGACGCUCCUAACUUUAUUAUGGGUGAUUUUAAUAACUGUAAACCAGGGAAACACCUGGGGAACUUUCACCAGUAUGUGACAUGUGCAACGAGACUUAAUAAAUGUUUGGAUCUGUGCUAUGGUUCCAUAAAAGGAGCUUACAAGUCCCUCCGGAGAGCUUCACUGGGUGCGUCAGAUCAUAACACUGUCUAUUUGGUUCCGUCCUACAAAUCCGUCCUGAAGAGACACAAGCCGGAACGAAGAUUAGUUCCGGUCUGGACGGAGGAGUCUAUCGGGCGGCUCCAGGAUUGCUACGCUUGCACGGACUGGGACUUGUUUAAAAAUUCGUGCAAGACUGUGGAUGAAAUUACAGAGACGGUUUCUGACUAUGUUAAAUUUUGUGAGGAGUUAUGUAUCCAUAAAAAAUCUAUCUCCAUUUUUCCUAACAAUAAGCCAUGGGUCUCAAAAUCAGUCAAAAACACUAUUAACAAGAGAAACAUAAGUUUUAACAUGGGUGAUAUGGAUACAUACAAGGAGCUACAGAAGCAGGUCAGGAAAGAAAUAAAACUUGCCAAGCAGCAAUAUAAGGAUAGGGUGGAGAACCUGUUCAGCACUGGCAGUGCACGCCCUGCGUGGGAGGGGGUGAAAUCCUUGCUGGGGACGCAGCCCCAUAAGAGUAAUAUCUCCCUAAAUGUGAUGUCUGAUCACGACCUGGCAAAUGAAUUAAAUAUUUAUUCAGACCGUUUUAAUGUCCACGAUUUUAGCAAUGAACUGUCUGCGUUCAUGAGCGUAGUACGCCAGUGCCGGACAGCACUGUGACGGUGCAUGUUGACCAGGAGAGGGUACAGCGAGUGUUCCAGAGGGUAAAGGAGAGGAAAAGUCCAGGUCCUGAUGGGAUUGGAGGUCGGGUCUUGAGGAACUGCGCCGAACAGCUGGCAGGAAUCUUCAGCUUUAUUUUCUCCUGGUCACUCCAGACUCACAGUGUCCCCCGCCUGUGGAAGGACUCAAUUAUUGUCCCCGUGCCCAAAAAUAAAUGCACAAAGACACUGAAUGACUUUAGACCCGUUGCUCUUACCUCCUUGGUAAUGAAGUCUUUUGAGAGGAUUGUGAAAGACGAGCUCAUGAACACUGUGCAGGCAAACUUGGACCCUCUCCAGUUUGCGUACCGGGCAGGGAGGGGGGUCGAUGAUGCAAUAAUCACUCUUAUUAAUAUGAUUGUGGCGCAUUUAGAAGAGGCCAAAAGCUUUGUUCGUCUGCUUUUUAUUGAUUUUACAUCUGCCUUUAACUGUAUCCAGCCCCAUAUUUUAGCCGAGCGUCUCUUAAAUUAUAAUAUCGACAGGAGUCUUAUUUACUGGCUGAUGGAUUUUUUAACUGUCAGAUCACAACGGGUCAGGGCCAAUGGCGUUCUGUCUGAUGUUCUCUUCUCCUCCACCGGCUCUCCUCAGGGAUGCGUCCUCUCCCCUCUCUUAUUCGUCCUAUACACGAAUGCAUGCCGGAGCUCACACGAGAAACGCCACAUUGUAAAGUUCGCUGAUGAUUCAGUGAUCGUGUCCCUCCGGUGCCCGGCCCUGUAGUGGAGGAUUUUAUCCAGUGGUGUAAAUCGUCUUUUCUCACCAUCAAUGUCUCAAAAACGAAGGAAAUGACCAUUGAUUUUAGGAAGUCCCGCCCAGCCAUUGCCCCCCUGUCGAUCAACGACCAAGCUGUAGAAUCUGUCCAGCAGUAUAAAUAUUUGGGGACAGUAAUUGAUGACAGGCUGUCCUUUGAGCAUCAGAUCGAUGCAGUGUGUAAAAAGGCCAACCAGCGCAUGUACUUUCUCCGCAAGCUCAGGAACAUAAACAUGGACUCUAAAUUCAUGGAAAUGUUUUAUUCUUGUUUUAUCGAAUCUGUCCUGACUUUUGCUUUUAUUUGCUGGUUUGGGUCAAUUAACCUGAAGAACCGCAACAGACUUCAGGGCAUAGUCAGAGUGUGCAGUAAAAUUGUUGGUGCUCCACUGAAAGACAUUUCCUUGCUGUACAAAACUAGGGCCCUGAAUAAAGCCAGACUCGUCCUGACCGACCCUAGCCAUCCCUUGGCACCUGAAUUUAAACUGCUCCCAUCCAGACGCAGAUUUCAUGUGCCAAGAUGCAGGACCAACAGAUUUAAAAAUACCUGGGUUCCAGUGGCCAUUGGCCUUCUUAACAAUUGACAGCACUGUGGUCACUUUAAAUCCUGUUUCUUCCAGGAUGGCAUGGUUGCACUUUAUUGGUUGUUUUAUCUAUUUUAUUAACUAUUGUUAACUGUUGUCCUGUGUAUGUAUUUUAUUGCUAUUUCUAUUAUUAGCGUAUGUUGUGUCACUGUUGUACUUGGUUUUUACUGUUGUCUUAUGCUGCUGGCUGCACUACAAAUUGCCCUCCGGGGACAAUAAAGAUCUCUUGACUUGA
Messenger RNA from Solea solea (common sole), 5657 nucleotides. RefSeq names its product ubiquitin interaction motif containing 1 (gene uimc1). The record is from RefSeq and is a predicted model, not a curated record. The coding region runs from base 307 to 4056 and encodes 1249 amino acids. Lineage: Eukaryota; Metazoa; Chordata; Actinopteri; Pleuronectiformes; Soleidae. The transcript is spliced from 14 exons.